Hansenula ciferrii is the source of this 1032-nucleotide messenger RNA. RefSeq names its product fructose 1,6-bisphosphate 1-phosphatase (gene FBP1). The transcript has a single exon. The record is from RefSeq and is a predicted model, not a curated record. Gene Ontology annotation, cellular component: cytosol; cytoplasm. Gene Ontology annotation, biological process: fructose 1,6-bisphosphate metabolic process; fructose metabolic process; fructose 6-phosphate metabolic process. NCBI's taxonomy places the organism in Eukaryota, Fungi, Ascomycota, Saccharomycetes, Phaffomycetales, Wickerhamomycetaceae. The coding region runs from base 1 to 1032 and encodes 343 amino acids. Gene Ontology annotation, molecular function: fructose 1,6-bisphosphate 1-phosphatase activity.
AUGUCACAUUCACAUCACGCUCAAGAUGAUUUUGAAGUGGAAACUGAUUUAAUCACUUUAUCAAGAUUUAUCUUAACUUCUCAACAAAAAGUUGCAACUCAAGCAACUGGUGAAUUAACUUUAUUAUUAAAUUCUUUACAAUUUGCUUUUAAAUUCAUUGCUCAUAAUAUUAGAAAAGCUGAAUUGGUUAAUUUAAUUGGUCUUGCUGGUGCUUCAAAUUCUACUGGUGAUGCUCAAAAAAAAUUGGAUGUUAUUGGUGAUGAAAUUUUCAUUAAUGCAAUGAAAGCUUCUGGUAAUGUUAAAGUUUUAGUAUCUGAAGAACAAGAAGAUUUAAUUGUUUUUGAAGGUCCAGGUAAUUAUGCCGUUGUUUGUGAUCCAAUUGAUGGUUCUUCAAAUAUUGAUGCAGGUGUUUCAGUUGGUACAAUUUUCGGUAUUUAUAAAUUAUUACCAGGUUCAAAAGGUUCAAUUAAAGAUGUCUUAAGACCAGGUACUGAAAUGGUUGCCGCUGGUUAUACCAUGUAUGGUGCUUCUUCACAUUUAAUGUUAACUACUGGUCAAGGUGUUAAUGGUUUCACUUUAGAUACUUCAUUAGGUGAAUUUAUCUUGACUCAUCCAAAUUUAAAAAUUAGUGAUGAAAAACAUAUUUAUUCUGUUAAUGAAGGUAAUACUCCUUAUUGGACUAAAGAAACUCAAGAUUUCAUUGCAAGUUUAAAAGAACCAAAAUUUAAUGGUAAACCUUAUAGUGCAAGAUAUAUUGGUUCAAUGGUUGCUGAUGUUCAUAGAACUUUAUUAUAUGGUGGAUUAUUUGCUUAUCCAUCUGAUUCAAAAUCUAAAAAUGGUAAAUUAAGAAUCUUAUAUGAAUGUUUCCCAAUGGCUUUCCUUUUUGAACAAGCUGGUGGUAGAGCUAUUACUGAUGAUGGUAAAAGAAUUUUAGAAUUAACUCCAAAAGCUAUUCAUGAUAGAUCUGGUAUUUGGUUAGGUAGUAAAGCUGAAAUUGCUAGAUAUUUAGAAGCAACUGGUGGUGCUAAAUAA